This is a messenger RNA of Capronia epimyces CBS 606.96, 1068 nucleotides long. RefSeq lists its product as uncharacterized. NCBI's taxonomy places the organism in Eukaryota, Fungi, Ascomycota, Eurotiomycetes, Chaetothyriales, Herpotrichiellaceae. The record is from RefSeq and is a predicted model, not a curated record. The coding region runs from base 1 to 1068 and encodes 355 amino acids. The transcript has a single exon.
AUGGCAGGCUUUGCAGGCUUCAUCUCCGUGCUUUCAGCUAUGAUGCUGUAUGUGCAGCAGAAGACGAGCGAUUACCUUGUCAUUCUCAAUCUCAAAACCCCUCCCUUCUUCAAAAACAUCCUCACCCUCGGAACACCACCCCUUCCUCCUCCUCAAGUGACCAGAUAUGUCACCAAAACCCUUCUCAACACCCACACCGUUACGGCGGAACCAUGGAGUACUGUGACGAGCGCCACCAGCGUUUACGUGCGUACUCCUCUACCUUCAGCAGCCUACACGGCAAUCGUGUCAGGCCAAAACAUCCACGGUCACGACAGUUACAACAGUUACGACAUAGUGCCCACUCGCAGCCCGUGGCAACGCUAUCAUCUCCUGAUUGCUUUCUUCGUCUUUUCCUGGGUACCUCUGAUGUUCAUCCUGACCAAGCUCUACGACGUCAGUCGGGCGAGACGGCACUACUGGCACAACGACGGUGUGCGCCAAGCCACGGAAGAGUAUCAUCGCAAACUUCGACAACUCGAGGUCUCUUACAGGCCUCGAAUCGGCCCAGGAUUCUUCGAUCGUAUAUAUGAAGAGACAUAUGCAUGGCUCUUGCGGCGUCAUCGCAAGAUCGACCCAUACCUGCAAAACCUCCAAGAUGCCCUCACAGCUGCCUGCAACGCGGUUCUCGACCAAAUCUACGUGUACAGCCAAGUGGUAUUCGAGCGUCUCGUCAAGGCACUGGUCGUCGUCUCACGGGUGCUAUUCGAGCGGCUAUGCCGGCUCAUGUACCAUGUUCUUCGGCUCUUGUACUGCCUGGUCAUCUUUGCCGUCAUUCCGGCGUGCCAGAAGAUCUGGCUCUAUCUCAAGACUGCGGUGUUUUCUCCUAUCCAGGAGCAAGCUGUCGAGCCGUUGAUUGCCAGCAUCAAGACCAACACCAUGCAUCACAUUAGCAGCGUCCAAGCAGCUGUCGCAUCCUCGCCACUGCUCAAGAGACUCAGAGAACACACCGGGGCCGGCCAGAAGCUCAACGAAGACAACCUCCACGGCCUCCCUCCGUCCACGCCUGUACAGCCCAAUCAUUUUUAA